GAGAGAGCGAGGGAGAGAUAGAGAGCGAGGGGGGGAGGUAUGGAUUCAUGUUUGAGCGGAUCUGACCUUCGCUCAUGUUAAAGUUUGUAACACUUUCUCCUCUCAGUGAACUUGUUAACCCCCCCAGACUCCGGCGGGUGCUUUGGGGGGCUGGAGGACUCUCUUCCGCCGCGGUGUCCGCCGCUCGGUGCCCUUCAGGAAUGCAAUUUACAGGAAACGCAGCGCGCUGCUCGUUACACGUCCUCCUCUCACUUUUUCCUUAUCGGAGAGUCAUAAAUGAAUGAAGGAAAUGCGCUCGUGAAGGAGGGAUCGUUUUCUGAAGUACGGUCCCGGAGCAGCAGCCGGGCUGACGACACAGGCGCACAGGGGUGAGCGAACCCCGUCACCGGACAUGGAGAACGGGGUCCGGGCGGGAGGAGGUGGUGGAGGAGGGUGGGUGCUGGUGGAGGCCCGGCUGCAGGGAGGUGCGCCGUGGGGCUUCACCCUGCAGGGCGGCCUGGAGCACGGAGAGCCGCUGAUCAUCUCCAAGGUCGAGGAGGGGGGCAAGGCGGACAGCUUGGAGCAGCCUCUGCUGACUGGGGACGAGAUCAUCAUCAUCAACGAGGUGGAGCUGACCGGAUACAGACAGGAGGCCAUCGCUCUGGUCAAAGGAUCAUACAAGACUCUGCAGCUCACCGUCCGCAGGGAGUUUGAUCCAGGAUACAUCAAGGAGUUUGAUUAUCCACAUCCCUCCCUCCUUGCCCUCCCUCCUGCUCCUUCAUAUUUUCCUCCUCCAUCUCUAACACCACCACCACCACUGCAACAAAAACAACAAACACCGUCAUCUCACCAGAGCAGACCAUGUUCAGGUGGAGGAGUCCAACUACGCAUCAAGAACAGACGCAGUGACCCGGCGUCCCGGCCUCACUCGUGGCAUUCAACGAAGCUCGGGGAAGGUCAGCAGCCCCCGGAUCAGGGAGGGAUGGGCACCAUGAGCAGCUCCUGGCACCACAGCUACCACGCCAGCGCCUCGACCACCGACCUGUCCGGUGGGUUUGAUUCUGGCGGCAACUACCUGAGGAAGAGUCCGGACCAGUACAGCUCUAGGGGCAGCAUGGAGAGCCUGGACCCCCCUCAGUCCUCACAGCAUCACUCCGGAGCUCAGCAUCACCACCCACUGGGCAACCACACCCACAGCGGCCCCCACCCGGCCUACUCCUCUUGCCACCAGCUGUCCUCUGGCAGGUCCUCCAACAGCAUCGACCACCUCCACAGCAAACGGGACUCUGCCUACUCUUCGUUCUCCACCAGCUCCAGCAUCCCAGAGUACCUUGCCUCCAACCCCUCCUCCAGCCCGGAGCGCUCCUAUUCGCUGGAGAGCGUCCCUCAGAGAGAAGGAGGAAGUGGAGAGAUGCAGCAGGCUGAUAUAUGUUACGGCCGGAUGGGGUACGAUGCCCAGCAGGGACACGAGCUGAGCUCCGCCCCCAGCGCCUUGCUACCUAACAGUGAUUCCAGAGGCGGGGGAGGUGAUAGGCCAGGGCCCAGCCGAGAUGUGCAAGGUUCAGUGGGCGGGGUCUGUUACCGUGGAAGCAGCGGUGGCAGCAGCAGCGGUGGCGCACCGGUUUCAAACAGACACAGUGUGGGUCCGAUCUGGGGCCUACCAGCCAGCCGCAGCUCCUACGAAAGCCUGAAGGGGGCGCCCGCUCCGCCGAGGCGCAGUGACAGCUACACGGCCAUCAGGAACCACGACAGACCCAACUCCUGGUCCAGUCUGGAUCAUGCACGCUCCCUGCGGUCUCUGCAGAAAGGUUCCUGGCAUCACUCCAGUGGCCCUGUGGCCUCAAGUUCAGCUAAAGGCUCGUACGGCGCCGAGGGGCAGCUCCACACCGUGAUAGAGAAGAGUCCAGAGAGCAGCCCCACCACAAAGCCUCGCCAGGGUGGAGGCCUUCCUCAGCCCUCUUCCCCUACUGGACCCUCCCCUACUGGACUUCCCGACAGUAUCCCUCAUUGUGGCCGGCUCAUUCUGCCCACGGGCGUGAACCCCGUCCCACAGCCGGAGCCCCACUAUGUGCCCAGCACCAGCCACGGGCCAAAGCCCUCGGGAGCCUACCCAGCUCCGUGCGAGGAGGGCGCACGACUGCAGCAGCAGCUGCAGGGUGACGCAGGGAGAGAGGAAGGAGCAACAGAGAGGCGGAGGGAUGGAAGGAUGUCAGCUAAUGAAAACGGAUACCAAAACCACAUUUCCCUACACCCCUAUUCCUCUCCUUCCUCAUGUGCCUCUACACAGACAGACAGGCGUCAACAGGAAGACUGUAACUCAGAACUCCACAAACUCCACAUGAAAACUGCUGGAGAGGAAUCGAAGGUCCAGACAGGGACUCAAAGGCUCCCAAACCACCUGGGACCUCACAGUCAGAGCUUCCAAGGGCCCCAUAUUCAUACAAGCCAGAGAACCCACAGCCAUGUGUUCCAGGAACAGAAACAGGAUUUACAUGUUGCCCACAUCCAAUCGACUGCUGAAUGCCGGCCACCCUCCUCACAGCGGGGGGAGCCCUGCACACCGCUCCAGUCCAGGGGAGACAACAGCAGAUCAAUGGAGCAGGCCAGCAAUUAUUCAGAGCCCAUGGCAUCAUCCAGGCUCCCCCAGGGACAAGUUAGCCAGUCCUACCCUCAGCCUCCGGCUCUGUAUCCCUCUGCCUCCCAUCCUCAUCCCCGUCACUUAAGUGACUCAGCAGCUCUGCAGUACCAGCACUGGGACCACCAAGAGUGGGAAAAAGACAGAGAACACCCACUGACUCGUCUGGAGAAUGCCCUUGCUGAGGUUCAGCGAUGCGCCAGCCCCAACAGUGUAGUUUCUUCCAAUAGCCAUGGCAACAGCAGCCUUGGCGAUGGCAGCCAGGGGCCCGUCCGCAGCCUCUCUGUCCUGGAGAAGGUCAGUUGUUUUGAGCGUCGGGAGCGCACCAGAAAGCAGCGCAGUCACAGCGCUAUCAAGAUGACUGAGAAAGGCUCCAGCUCCCCUUGUGGAGCAGAUGACCUCAGAAACAUGCUGGAGAGAAGCAAUAGCAGAACUAAAGCCCACAGGACCAUGAGCUACAGGGGAGGCAACAGCGAACAAAUGAAAUACAGGACCCCUGCGGAUCCCAGUGCAGCUCUCCGGAGGAGCAUCAGCACCUUCAAUCUUGAUGAAUCCAGGGCGAAGGAAAGCAGGAAAGACUUUCCCCGGACACAGGACGUCCAAGAGAUCUCCAUGCAGGACACGUCCCUCAACAGAUCUUACAGGGACUCUUUGAAAGAUGCACAGUCCAAGGUCCUGCGGUCCACCUCCUUCAGAAGGAAAGACCUCAGUUCCUCAAUCAGCCCUACACCUCCUGUAGCCCCUUCUCCGUUCUCCUCCUCCAGCAGCCACCUGGCUCCACCUGUGACAGCCAAGCACCAUUCCCUGGAGAAAAUAGGCCCCAAAACCAUGCCCAAACCACAGGGCAUUGUUAUCACACCACAGUCGGUCACUACCCUUCACACUCCGAAGGAGCGCCACGUGGUCAGCCAGGAGACCAGAGGCCCGAGCCCACCAGCCCUUCCUACUGUCCCGCCAGUCGGUCCUUCUGCUCUGACCCGGAUCUGCGGCCGCAGGCGUCUGACAGUGGACCAGAAGAAGCGAUCGUACUCUGAGCCAGAGAACAUGAACGAGGUCGGAGUUACAGAUGCAGAGACUGCUGCCCUCUUCAGGCGUGGAGGAGAGACCAGCGUGGCAGACCGGCGCAAGAUGUUUGAGCUUGUGGCGAGUCGUUUUGGGGGCGGGGCUCUGCAAAAUGCAACGUCAAGACCCGACCUGCGACAGCUUCAACAGGACGCUCUGGCUGAAUACGUGGAGAGGAAGAGAAGCGUGAAAAAACGAGAGAAGGGAGAACAGAGGAGUGGACUGAGGCCGCGUAGUGCAUAUCUACCGCCUGAAGACAGCAACUAUACAGACACCCUAAGCCUUUCCUCCGCCUCCAGCUUGAUCUCCCUCCAGGACUCCGGUGCAGAUCGGAUCUUCUCCUCCGGGGAGAGGCGUCUCUGCUCCACCCUCCCUCCUGGAGCCGACCAGCACAGCCUCAACUCCAACUUCUUCUACCCGGGCAGGGUGACCAUUCCGAGGGCCCCAGAGCACCCUUCUUCAGGUGCCCCAUCCCCUGAGCCCAAGGCCCAGAUCCUCCAACAUAUCAGACAUGAAGCAGGGAUUGGAAGAGACCUGGGUCUGGACCCCCCGCAGCUGGCCGCAGGGCCUCAACCCUUUGUGCAGAGGGCCGGGACACCUCGGGGCUCCGGGUUGUCGGCCUCUGCCGAGGAUCUCCUGGAGACGUUUGACAAGAAACAAAUGACUCCUCAACACCAGCGCUCCCGUUCCUCCCCCACAGUAGAGAGUCUGAGCCAGGACUUUGUCUCUGAGCCGGAUCGCCGCUCUCUGGACAGACUUGAAGAAGUGGAGCUAUCGGGAGGGCUCUUCCCUCUGCGAUACUCCCAAAGCAGUCUGGACACUGUCCAGCCUGCAGGACCUUCACAAGUUCCAACGAUCUUCAACUCCUCCCGGGCCCUUCCUUGUGUUCUGAUCCCAGACGCUGGCCCCUCCCACACACCUGUCCCUCGCCGGGAGCGACAGAGAUACAGCGAGCGCCCGCGGACCCACAGCACUUCCACCUUGGCGGCCUCCGUCGGCCUGCCAUGCCCCCUCUCCCCUCCUGGGACUCAGGACAGAGGCGGCGCGGGGUGGCAUACUCCCGAGAGGCUGAGCCAGGCUGACCUGGACGCCAUCACCUUUCCAAGCACCCCGCAACCCGGCACAGGCGAUGGCGAUGGUUGUAACCCUAGCGGCCGCAAGACGAGACACAGUUUGAGUGACGCUGGCAUGGUAGAAGACACCACUAGGGACGUGUGGACAGGGCGAACCUUCAGUUUGGAGGCGGUUGAAGGGUAUUCUGAGGAAAACGGUAGACACAUUUUGCCAGCGAUGGCAGACAGGAAGCAGAGCAGCAGCAUGUCAUCGUCGCCUCCCUCGUCCUCCCAGCCCCUGGCAUCUCUGCGGAUCUCCGAGUCGAGUUUCUUCGGCCCCGCUGACCAGCAGCAACCACCGCAAUCCUCCGUAGGCCUAUCACAGGAGGACUGCGAUGAGGUCUUCCUCCAAAAUCCUCCGUCACCUCCUCCGCUAAUCAAAGAGACAAACGUCUUGGAGGAAUUCCCUCCACCUCCACCCCUCGAAUUUGACCAGGAAGCUGCUAUGGAAAGCAUGGAGGUCUCAAACCCCUCCACCAUUGCCAUCAGGAAAUCAUCCCUCCACUCCCCUCCGAUAUCUCCUUCCUCCUAUGUCUAUCCUUCGCUUGUGCCUAUCCUCCUUCCUUCAGUCAAGUCAGAACUCUCCACCAUAGCCUGCGUCCCCACAUCUGCCACCACCGAUGACACCCUGGGUCUUGAGUACCAGCCCCUACCCACAAGGGAACAGACUCCCGAAGAGCUGCGAGUGGAGGCGCUGGCCCGGCAGCUGGUGAUGCAGGACAGUUCUCUGGUGCCCCUCCUGGAAACCUGGGGAAGUAAAUCCACUGUUGAGCUUAUGGAAGAGAUCUUUCCAAACAGGAAAUUGGUUGGACAAUCACCACGGCAGCGUAAGGGCAGUAGCCAAUUGGAUUGCAGGAUCCAAGAUGGCGUCUGUGGUCCUGAUCAGAGCACAGCGGCGGGUCUGGAUGAGGAAGGGAAAGACCUGAGCACCAGGAAGCUGGACCUGUGUGAGGCCCUGAGGCGCAGCAUGGAGGCUCUGCAGCAGGAGAAGGAGGCGCUGUGCGAGGAGCACCGAUGCCACCAGGCGCUGGGGGCCAACAUUGACGCCCUGGUGCACGGACGCCUGAAACCCAACGAGAGGGACAAGUACAACGUGUUCAUCGGAGAUCUGGAGAGGAUCGUGAACCUGCUGCUGUCGCUGUGCAGCCGGCUGUCGAGGAUCGACAGGUCGCUGCUGGCUCUGGAGAGAGGGGAGCUGGAGCAGGAGGACACGGCGGGCGAGAGGGAGUCCCUCCAUCACAAACGCUCUCUGCUCCUCGGACAGACCGAAGACGCCCGGGAGCUCAAGGAGAACCUGGACCGGCGGCAACGCGUCGUCCACGCCAUCUUGUCUGGCCACCUCGCCGAGCCGCAGCUCCAAGACUACCGGCUCUUCGUCAGCACCAAACCCUCCCUGAUGAUCCGCCAGCGUCGCGUCGAUGACCUCAUACGGCAGGCGGAGGAGCAGCUGACCCGUCUGGCCGAGGGCCUGCCGCCGGAGCUAGCAGAGGGUCGCGUUCGGGCCGGGGGGAGUCCGUUGUCCUCGUCGGGCGCCGCCCAAUGCCCUCCGCCUUUUCUGGCCUCUGUGAAUUCAGGCCACGCCUACUUAGUGAAGACCACCACUGUGACGUCACUGUGACGUCACAGACAGGCCGUGGUUGCACAUGGCAGCGAAGGAUGGGAAAGACAAGACAAUUGGAGGGAUUUUCCGGACUGAAGGAGCUCCACAUGAAGAAGGAGCCUGAAACGGGCUCCGUUCCCGAUGACACAACUAUGCAGACUUCACACAACAUGCCUCACAUGUUCACACUGUUCAGCCGGCGCUAAGUGAACUAACACUUCCCAUGAUUCUCUGUUCUGAGAGGGGUUUGUGUUUUUUUUUUUUGGGUUGCAAGUUUAUUGUCAAAUACUACAAAAGAACAACUUAAAACACUUAAUGUGUUUCUUUCAAUGUCCCUCUCAGUAAAGACUAAAGUGACAAUUCCAAGCUGUAAAUGUAAAUGUCAGCUUAAAUGUAUCCUCCAUUUUCCAGAUAGCUUGGAAAGCUAGAGGACCCCCGAGGGCUUUAAUAGAUCCGUUAGACAGCAGCUCAAAUUAGAAUGAAAAGGAUCAGACAUUUCACAAGUCCCAAUCGCUCUGGAGUAGUUCUUUAGCAACCCCGGCCGUGCCUUCAGGAACUUCCAAUAUUCAGACGUUCUCUCAGAAACUCUUUACUCGCAUGACGAAGGGAGCAGGUGUGUUAAUCUCCCCAAGACAAAAUACUAUGUCGUCUUUAGGACAAGACAUUACUCAUCAAACUCUUUCCAGAUUUUAAAACUCAAUAAAUAUACACCAAAAUCGGAGGGACAUUUGUCGUUUAGUUUACGGCUACAACAAGAAUGUGGACUCCAUGUGAACACGAUCACAUGACACUGUAACACUACUACUGUCACUACUGUUUGUCUGGAGCUUCCAGCACUUUCUUUUUUACUGUAGCAGCCCGACUUCUGUUCGCUGCAUUUUUUACACUGAACCAUCAACAUACUUCUACUUGGCAUGAAGAUUUAAAAAAAGUUUUGAUUCCAAAGAUUUUUCACAAGACAUUUUGAUGGAAGACAUCUACUUGGUUUCCGGGAUUUUAAAUUUGAAGUUUUGUUUGUUACAAAAGUAAAUUACACUUUUUUCCCUUUAAGUUUAUUUCAAUCUGCAAUAUUUACGUAAGAGUAAUAUCUCAGUCUGUUUCUUAUUAGCAAGAAUAAGUACCACAAUACACUGUACCAAAAGGUAUUUAAUUUAUUAUGACAUGAAAAGCAGAACAACUUAAGACAGUUAAGCAAUCAUUGGCUGACAAAUGGACUGUCAAUCAUUGGAUUUAUUAAAUUGACUCGUUAUGAUGUCAUGGUUAAAUACCCCAGGCAGACUUAGAUCAAGUCUUUCAGGUUCCCAUCAUAUCCGUUACAAGCUUUCUCACACUGUUUUCUGAUCACAUUUUCAUUUGAUUUCAUUUGUCCUCCUUCUGGAUAUCUGCUAAAUAAAACACUGGUUGUGUCUUUAGUUAUCUGAAGAACCAACUUUGAAGAAAACCCAGUGCCUUGUACUCCACUUCCAUAAGGAAUACUAAUGAUUCAUAUCGAAGAAGUGGAGGCAGACUUUUUUUUGUCACUAGCAUGAAUCAUGCUACAUUUACCACAAUACAACUCAAUAGAAUAUUUGAUAAGACUCUCCAAAUAAAAGUUACGGACGUUUACCAGUUUAUAACAAAGGCUCCGUGAUGACCCUGAUGAUAUCACUGACCUCCUUGGGGCAGUUUUGCCAGGCUUGUCCUCCCGGGCUCCACAGAAGACAGCAUGCAAGUUCAGAGGCCAAUCUUUGUGUUUAACAUUGGUUGACUCCCCCUUUGAUUUAACUAAACGGUCCACCACAUGAAUUUUUAACUGGUUGAAUCAGGACAUAUUUUUUUAUCUGAGAAAGUUAAAAGGUGCAACAGUGAAUACAGAUAUUACAAUGAUAAAAUAGUAAUGAACUAUAAUGUUAUAUCACUCAUCACAAUAGUUAUAUUCAAGUUGUUGUGAAAUCAUUUGCUUUGCAUUGUUUACCUUUGUUGUGCGAGCGCUGUCCUCUGGGGGCUACGUUGGCUCGGUUCUUUCACUGUUUUCCCUUGUCGAGCACCUUCUGAAUACUCUCAGUGUGUCGUGUCCUCCGACCAGGACAGCGCACAGUCCGCCUCGUGUCCUUGGUUGAGCCACAUUAUGAAGUUUGUUCUUGUCAUUUUCCCAGGCACUACAGGAUAUCAAGACAAUUUAUCAUUGAAUGAAAUUCAAUGUUCGCUUUUUGAAAGGAGGACAGUUAAGUAAAAAAAGCUCUGUUUUUUGUUUUGCAAAAUAAAUGUAUUUUGUA
This is a messenger RNA of Pungitius pungitius (ninespine stickleback), 8643 nucleotides long. It is a transcript of the gene shroom3, whose product is annotated as shroom family member 3. Gene Ontology annotation, biological process: actin filament organization. The transcript is spliced from 26 exons. Gene Ontology annotation, cellular component: adherens junction; cortical actin cytoskeleton; apical plasma membrane. The record is from RefSeq and is a predicted model, not a curated record. Gene Ontology annotation, molecular function: actin filament binding. The coding region runs from base 392 to 6406 and encodes 2004 amino acids. NCBI's taxonomy places the organism in Eukaryota, Metazoa, Chordata, Actinopteri, Perciformes, Gasterosteidae.